Molecule: messenger RNA, 1249 nt
Organism: Penaeus vannamei (Pacific white shrimp)
Lineage: Eukaryota; Metazoa; Arthropoda; Malacostraca; Decapoda; Penaeidae
Source: RefSeq, a predicted model, not a curated record
CUCGCUCGACGCGGCGGUGCCUCCCAGUGCCACCAUCGCGGCCCUCGGCGUCAAGAGCCUGGCGGGCGCGGCCGAGUUCGGCGACCUGGCGCUCCUGGCCAACGCGGUUGCCAUGAAGGGCGAGGAGGACGGCGGCGUGGCGGCCAUGGCGCCCCUCGUGCCGCCCGAGGAGGCUCCGGCGCCGCCCAUCACGGAGGUGCCGAGCGAGGUCCCUCCGGCGGCCGCCGCCACCAACGGCACGGCGGACAAGGGCAGCGGCGGCGGCAAGCGCGGCGGCGCGCGGCGGCAAGAGAAGCCGCCCUACUCGUACAUCGCGCUCAUCGUCAUGGCCAUCCAGAGCUCGCCGCAGCGCCGCCUCACGCUCUCCGAGAUCUACCAGUUCCUGCAGCAGCGCUUCGCCUUCUUCCGCGGCACCUACACCGGCUGGAAGAACUCGGUGCGCCACAACCUGUCGCUCAACGAGUGCUUCAUCAAGCUGCCCAAGUCCAUGGGGCGGCCGGGCAAGGGCCACUACUGGGCCAUCGACCCGACGGCGGAGCUCAUGUUCGAGGAGGGCUCCUUCCGGCGGCGCCCCCGGGGCUUCCGCCGGAAGGUGCAGGCCAUGAAGCCGUACCCGCUCUACCAGAGCGCCGCGCCCUCCUUGCCGCCGCCCUACGACGUCUGCAGCUCCCAGCUGCCGCCCGCAACCCAGUACGCCCAGUACCCGUCCUACCAAGAGUACCCCGCCUACCCGCAGCCGCCCACGUCCUACGGAAGCAACAUGUACGCGGCGUCCUGCUCCCUCACGUACAGCGGGGGCGGCGCCGUGGGCGAGUACCAGCCCGGGUCCCCCGGAGUCUAUACGAGCAUGGCUCCUGCCGCCCCUCUCCCGCCCAUGGGCGCCCUCCCUGAUCGAGACAUGUGGUCAGCCCUCACGCCCAACACGACGCCCACCCUCACGCCCACAACUGGUUACGUGAAGCAGAGCAACAGCCCCACAGGUUCUCCCGGCCCCCUGACGCCACCAGGGAGUGAGGGCCUGAGCGGGUAUUUGGGUGUAGGGCAAGACCACGCCUCCCUCCACACGCCCGCGGUCACCAAUGCCGCCCACACCGCCUACCAGACCUCCCACCAUCACCAUCACCACCAUCACCAUGACCUGGCUGCCCUCCAUGGUGAGUACAGUGAGGAGAAGAUAGUUGGUAGAGGGCCAUUGUCUUCCACUGUGUUCGAUGGUCCCCUGGCUCUCUCGCUGUGCCGUGGCCCUUAG